UCUGCCGCGUGCCGAGACGGCCUUUCCCUGGAAGCGCCGGUGUUUCCCGGGAACGGGCAGCUGGAGCCGCUGUCCGAGAGCAUCCGCAGGUACGUCAUGAGCCACUUCCGAUGGGAUAAGUUCGGCCGCAGGAACAGCUCCAGCGGCUCCAGCGGCUCCGGGAGCAGCGCCGGGAGCCACAAACGCCGCGAGGGCUCCGGGAACAUCCCGGCGCUCCCGGGGCCGCAUUCCCAGCGCCGGGAAGAGAAGGAGGACGGGAAGCGCUCCUAUUCCAUGGAGCACUUCCGAUGGGGGAAGCCCGUGGGGCGCAAGAGGAGACCCGUCAAGGUGUAUCCCAACGCCCUGGAGGAGGAGCAGGAGCAGGAGGAGGAGGAGGAGGAGGCGGCGGCGGCGGCGCGGGAAUUCCCGCUGGAAUUCCGGCGGGAGCUGGGGGGAAGGCGGGAAGGGGGCAAAUCCCGCUGGGAAUCGCCGCUGGACAAGCGCUACGGGGGGUUCAUGGGCUCGGAGAGCAGCCGGACCCCGCUGCUGACGCUCUUCAGGAACACCAUCGGCAAAAGCGCCUCCCAGAAGGGGCCGUGA
Molecule: messenger RNA, 579 nt
Organism: Myiozetetes cayanensis
Lineage: Eukaryota; Metazoa; Chordata; Aves; Passeriformes; Tyrannidae
Product: pro-opiomelanocortin-like
Exons: 1
Cellular component (GO): extracellular region
Molecular function (GO): hormone activity
Source: RefSeq, a predicted model, not a curated record